AUGUGUGUCUACGGCUUCACCAUCGCACAAGAGUCCUCGGCUGGCCCGCCCACGGCCCCGUCUUUCUGCCAUUUUGUCAUACAUGGAGAGGACGACAAGGGCGCCGUCAGAAGUCCCUUCAUUGAUGUUCCCUGCGAAGAGAUGAACAACUACCGCUGCGGGGCCAGCUGGAGCGACAACGGCUACAUGGUCUUCACCGUUGACGACACGAGCAACAACCGCCGCGGAUACUUUGACAUCCCCGACAGUGAACUGGUGGAUGGCAGCUUUUCUUCAACCCAUCGUUCCCCCGCCUACGUUGUUGUUCCAUCUGCAGUGUCUGAAGCGAUCAUUCUCCCGCAAAUUCACACACGCGACGAAGUCCCUGACAUUGCCGAUCUUGGUAAUGCCACGACUGAUUCGUCCGGGGAGUCUGCUAAUGCUGAGGACAGUGUAUCCAAUGCUCCAGAAAUGUAUCCCCUAUACGAGAACGGUGCUUCGCAGGUCUAUGCCAUCGAAGACGCUGGUGUUUCUCCUGUCGAUGUCCAGACUACUACUGCGCCAACCGACAUUAAUCCCAGCAGCGAUGGUGCCGACCCGGGCGUGCCCAUUGAUACAACCAUCCAGGACGCCGUUCUCCAUGACAGUGGCAUGACCGAAGUCUCCAACGGCAACGAUUUUACGUCCCAAGACGAAACCAAUCCCGAAGAUAUUUCUUCCGCCCAAGAAACAGACGCCGUGGAUACACGUUCUGGUUUGCCUGCCAAUGUUACGGUCUCUGCAUCUGCGAAUGCGACAGACUCUCCUCUUGAGACGGUCCAAGAUGCCAUUCCAGAACAACUUGGGAGUGUUCAAGGAAGUGGCGAUGACGAUGACAGCGAUGACAUCUCUGCGAAACCAGUCACCAGUAGUCCUAUUUACAGUGAUGGUUUGCCCACAGUACCAGAGAUUCCUAUCACAUGGAGCCUCCACAAUGUUACGAGAGCUGUCUCGUACGGGCCCAACGCCGUCGUGAUUGGUUUUCAAAUUGAGGUUCUCCCCGAAUACCAGGAACCCAUCCCAUGUCACAUCAAGGUCGACCUUGACGAGGACGUCGAGCCCAUGUUUGCAAGCUGGUCUACGGAGCAGUGCCAGGAAGGUGACUGGUACUUCUCUUGGGGAUACGAUGAGAAGACUGAUUCUGCUGUGGCCACUCUGAUCAGGUAA
Sporothrix brasiliensis 5110 is the source of this 1185-nucleotide messenger RNA. RefSeq lists its product as uncharacterized. Bases 1 to 1185 code for a protein of 394 amino acids. The transcript is spliced from 2 exons. The record is from RefSeq and is a predicted model, not a curated record. Lineage: Eukaryota; Fungi; Ascomycota; Sordariomycetes; Ophiostomatales; Ophiostomataceae.